Molecule: messenger RNA, 1328 nt
Organism: Cylicocyclus nassatus
Lineage: Eukaryota; Metazoa; Nematoda; Chromadorea; Rhabditida; Strongylidae
Source: the annotation of a GenBank genome assembly
AUGUCAAGUUCUUCAUCAUAUUCGGGUAGCAGCGCAGUAUAUAGCGAUUCAUCUCGUGCCAGCACGCCAGACCACCAUGCUGUGCCACCUCCGGCUAACGUAGCAGCUCCUGCUAUAAGCGAGGAAGCUCCUGCUGUGGAACAUCCAGCAGAAGCUGCUCCUCGCGCGGAAGAGGAACGCCAUUCGGAUGGCGAUGACGAUCCGUUUGCGUACUCUUCGCAUAACGAAGACAUGGCUACCGACAGCACCCAGGAUUCAUCUGAUGACGAUGUAAGCGAGUCAUCCAGCACUAGCGACGAUGCAGACGAAAAGAACAAGCCAAAUCCCGCUCCUAUUCCUACAUCACAGGAAAUGGGAAAGCUCAUUGUGGAUUAUCUAAUAUCUGAGGGCUAUAGAGAGGCAGCAGAGCUGUUGUGCCAGGAGUCAGGAUUGGAGCUACCCAAGGAUGAUAUUAAAAACUUGGAUGCGCGUAUGAACAUACGCUGUGCAAUUAUCGAAGGAAGACUGGAAGAUGCCCUGAGACUGGUGAAAGAGUUGUGUCCUACCCUUUUAGACGAGAAUCGAGAGGUUCGCUUCCAUCUGAUGCAACAGAAUAUCAUAGAAAUGAUUAGAAGAGGAGAAAUGGAGAAAUCCCUAGAUUACGCUCAAGAAAAUCUCUCAAAUGAUCCCACUCUAACUGACUCUCAGCUAGAUAGGUUAGAGAAGACGUUCGCGCUCUUGGCAUUUGAGAAACCAGCCGAAAGUCCAUUUGGAAAACUGUUGGAUCAAUCGCAGAGACAAAUGGUUUCAACUGAAGUGAACGGCGCUGUGCUACGAGCAUUAAACCGACCGGCAGCGCCGCGACUUGAGGCACUGCUGCGAAUGAUUGUUUGGGCGCAGAAACAACUGGUGACAGAGCGCGAUGAAGAUAGAAACGCAGCGCCGCCAUAUCCAGGCGCUGGCAGAUUCGGUGGAGCUGGCACAGGUGCUAGUGCCGAUACAAACACUAUUGCUCGAGCUCUCUUUGGUGGAACAUCUUGCUAGGCGGUAGGUGCUUGUUUCAGCAUUUACGCUUCUAUCCGGUUUCUGGGAAUAGCUGUUUGUGUAAGAGUAUUUGCUCGCUAAUUGUGAGGUUUGCGACUUCAAGCUAAAAGUGUUUUUUUUUCUCUUAGAAGUCGCAUGUCAACACUAGCUUGUCGUUCAUGCAAUUUGAAUUGUAUGUGCAGCAUAUAGCUUUCCAUUGUAAAUUGUUCAUUUUGGAAGUGGUGAUGAUUGCGACAUGGUCAUGUAAUCGUAGAACUAGUUUCCUACUGUUUAACAUAACGUAGUUCUGAAGUUGACUAUUAUUG